This is a messenger RNA of Tribolium madens (black flour beetle), 1021 nucleotides long. RefSeq names its product ER membrane protein complex subunit 7 homolog (gene EMC7). NCBI's taxonomy places the organism in Eukaryota, Metazoa, Arthropoda, Insecta, Coleoptera, Tenebrionidae. Gene Ontology annotation, cellular component: EMC complex. The coding region runs from base 290 to 958 and encodes 222 amino acids. Gene Ontology annotation, molecular function: carbohydrate binding. The transcript is spliced from 2 exons. The record is from RefSeq and is a predicted model, not a curated record.
CACGGUGAAAACAGGUUAUAUUAUUGGUGGAACCACAACACACCUCCGCCAGCAAACGGCGAAUUUUAACUGAAUUUGUCUGGUCAACAACACGCGCAACGCGCAGACACCGUUCUCUAACCUACAAAUUAAAUCCUAAAUAACAAAUAUUACAGACCAAAACAACAAACACAUAAAGGGAACAAAUAAGUAAUUAAUUAAAGUGAUAACACCACAUAAUAGAAUUAAUUAUUUUUAUUUAAAUCAUUAUUUAAAAUUUGAAAAUUCUGACAGGUGACAGGCACUUGAAAUGCUGCGACUUUGGCCCCUUUUGGCCCUCUUCGGCGCCCCCUUGUCCCUCUGCCAGUCCAGCUUUGAGGACGAAGCCGACUCGGGGGGCUACACCAUCGAAGGCCGCAUUUUCCCUCUGUCGGACUACCAGACGAGCCAAGCACACUGGCAAGCCAACACUCGAAUCCACGUGAACGGGGGCGAAUUAAUCGGAUUUGUGAAGAAGGACGGCUCCUUUGUCGUCCAUAAUGUCCCCUCGGGUUCGUAUGUGGUAGAGGUGCUCAACCCCGAGUACACUUUUGAGCCGGUGCGAGUCGAGAUCAACUCCAAGGGGAAGUACCGGGCCCGGAAAGUGAACUACAUUCAGCCCACGCAGAUUAUACAAGUGCCUUACCCGCUGAAAAUGAAGGCUUUGGCGAAAACGCGGUAUUUCCAAAUGAGAGAGCAGUGGAGGAUCACUGAUUUCAUUUUCAAUCCCAUGGUCUUGAUGAUGGUCCUGCCCCUGGUGCUAGUGAUGCUCCUACCGAAGAUGAUGAACGACCCUGAGACGAAGAAGGAAAUCGAUCAGAUUCAGAGUUUGACGAAUUUCGAAAUGGGCGAUGUUACUGAUAAGUUGUCGAACUUUUUAGCGGGCCCCAGCACCGCCCAGCAGAAUAAAAAGUCGCAAAAAAGUAAGAAGAGGCAGUAGGGUGGUAUUGUUGUUGUGUAUAGUUCGUUUUUUAUUAAAAAUAAAAGUAUUACAAAGCUUAAA